This is a messenger RNA of Lampris incognitus (smalleye Pacific opah), 1521 nucleotides long. RefSeq names its product taxilin gamma (gene txlng). The coding region runs from base 100 to 1521 and encodes 473 amino acids. NCBI's taxonomy places the organism in Eukaryota, Metazoa, Chordata, Actinopteri, Lampriformes, Lampridae. Gene Ontology annotation, molecular function: syntaxin binding. Gene Ontology annotation, biological process: regulation of cell cycle. The record is from RefSeq and is a predicted model, not a curated record. The transcript is spliced from 11 exons.
UGCUACAGAAUUAGCAUUGUUGGUAACGGCAAACUAGUCAGCUAACGUUAGCAGUCAGCUUUAAGCAGAACUUCCUUAACAUGCUUUAGAUGAGUACCGAUGGAAGCGACAGGUGUGUGUGAGAUUGACGUGGCAACCAGAAGAAUUGUCGGCGGCAGUGAUUCCCCACCUGACCUAGACAGCCCUUGUCAGGAGGACAUUGCGGAGUUCACUCUUGGGGUGUGUUGCUCUGAGGAGGUGAGGGGAGAGACCCCAGGAAGGGAGGACAGUUCCAGUGACCUGGGUGAGGUGGAGCUAGACCCAGGAGAAGACACCAAGACGGAAGACAAGAAAGCCUUCGGGAAGGAGGUUCUCUUAUUUAUGGAAGCCCUUAAUGCCUUAGCUACUCCUGAGGAAAAACUUGCUGCCCUGUGUAAGAAGUAUGCUGAUCUGUUGGAGGAGAGUCGCUGCACACAGAAGCAGGUUAAGGCGCUGCAGAAGAAGCAGUCUCAGAUAGUGAAGGAGAAGAUCAACCUCCAAGGGGAGCACAGUAAGGCCAUCCUGGCCCGCAGCAAGAUGGAGAGCCUGUGCAGGGAACUACAGAGACACAACAAGACACUGAAGGAGGAGAAUGCCCAGCGGUCCAGAGAGUAUGAUGAGCAGCGUAAGGAGGCCAUGCUGCACUUCCAGAUGACUCUGAGCGACAUUGAAGUUCACAUGGAGGAACACAGCUCCCGCAACGCCAAACUGAGGCAGGAGAACAUGGAGCUGGCUGAGAAAUUCAAGAAGCUCAUUGAGCAGUAUGAGCUCAGAGAGGAGCACAUAGACAAGGUGUUUAAGCACAAGGAGCUGCAGCAGCAGCUGAUGGACAUCAAGCUGCAGAGAAUUGCCGAGAUGAUAAAAGAGGUGGAGGAAAAACAGCAGAGAGAGAGAGAAUUUCUGCUGAAAGACGCCACAGAGUCCAGAAACAAGUGUGAACUGAUGAAGGAGCAGGAAACACAGCUUAAGCAGCAGUUGUCACUAUACAUGGACAAGUUUGAGGAGUUCCAGAGCACCCUGGCUAAAAGCAACGAGGUCUUCACCACCUUUAGACAAGAGAUGGAAAAGAUGACCAAGAAGAUCAAAAAGCUGGAGAAGGAAACGACCCAGUGGAGGACCAAAUGGGAGAACAACAACCAGGCCCUGCUUCAGAUGGCUGAGGAGAAAACCUUGCGUGAUGGCCAUUUCAAGGCCCUUCAGGGUAAGUUGGAGCUCUUGGAGAGGCUGUGCAGGGCCCUCCAGAAGGAGAGGAAUGACCUCAACAACCGACUUAGCCUCCUCAAAGAAGAAGCAGAGGCCCAGUCUCCUGCACCUCAGCCAGGGGAACCAUUGGUUGGGGAGAGAGUGGGCUCCAUCCCGACUGAAGUGGAGGAAAUCCAUCAGGCCCCCAGGCCACCUGAACUGGAACAGGAAAGUGUGGCUGCUACUGAUGAUAAAACCACUACUGCUACUACUCUGAGCAACCACUCUCCAGCAUCAGCAACCACACAGCCCCAGAACUGA